AUGAAGGAGCGUCAACGCUGGCAGCCUGAAGAAGACGUUCUCCUCCGCGACUACGUUAACCAGUACGGCCCUAGAGAAUGGAACCUCAUCUCUCAACACAUGUCCAAAACCCUAGAUCACGAUCCCAAAUCCUGCCUUGAACGCUGGAAGAAUUAUCUUAAACUUGGAAUUAAGAAAGGCUCUCUCACUCCACAAGAGCAAGCACUCGUGAUUUCUCUUCAGGCUAAGUACGGCAACAAGUGGAAGAAAAUCACAGCUAAAGUCCUCGGCCGCACCACCAAGCGUUUAGGAAAGUGGUGGGAGGUUUUCAAAGAGAAACAGAUCAAGCAGCAGAUUCAGAACAGUAAAAAAACCGGAUCAUGCACGUCCAAUCCGUUACCACCGCCACCGUCCGUCGCCGUUGGGUGGUACAACUACCACCAUGGAUGA
Messenger RNA from Helianthus annuus (common sunflower), 429 nucleotides. Its product is annotated as protein rough sheath 2. Bases 1 to 429 code for a protein of 142 amino acids. The transcript has a single exon. NCBI's taxonomy places the organism in Eukaryota, Viridiplantae, Streptophyta, Magnoliopsida, Asterales, Asteraceae. The record is from RefSeq and is a predicted model, not a curated record.